This is a messenger RNA of Siniperca chuatsi (mandarin fish), 2379 nucleotides long. Its product is annotated as leukocyte surface antigen CD53-like. Bases 156 to 1037 code for a protein of 293 amino acids. The transcript is spliced from 8 exons. The record is from RefSeq and is a predicted model, not a curated record. NCBI's taxonomy places the organism in Eukaryota, Metazoa, Chordata, Actinopteri, Centrarchiformes, Sinipercidae. Gene Ontology annotation, cellular component: membrane.
AAGCCCCGCCCCGCCGCCCGCCGGCCGGCCUCUCCUCGUCGUCGCCUAAAAAAAGGCAAACCCUCCCGCUCCCUCCUCACUUUUCGCCGCUGCAGUCGGAGCAUCACGGAUCUAAGAAACAUUACUGUAUUUUACUUGUAGCUCCAUCUCUAAACAUGGGUCAACUGGUCAACCCCUGCCUCAAGCGCGUCUUCACCAUCUUCAACAUCUUCUUCGCGUUCAUUGGCGGAGUCAUCAUCGCACUCGCUCUGCUGUCUCAGUUCAUGACCAGCUUUGAUGGAGGAGACAGCCUGGAAGGUCGGACCUCCGGCCUCACCAUCUUCUACGUCGUGGGCUCCAUCACCAUGGUGAUCGCCAUCCUGGGAGCCUAUGGGGCCCACAAGGAGAGCAGAGUGUGCCUGAGCGUGUUCCUGAUGUGUAUGGUUGUCGGAUGCUCGCUGAUGCUCAGAACUGGGAUCCCCGCUGCCUCCGCCCGCCCCAAGCUGGAGGGCUUUUUGGAGAAUAAGUUCCGUGAGUUUCUGCCUCUGGACAAAGCUACAGACGACGUGAAGGCCAUUGCUGACAACGUGCAGACACAGCUGCACUGCUGUGGCCUGUUCAGUUACAAGGACUGGGAGGGGAACAUCCCCAACUCCUGCCUGUGCACCCAGGAUGUGGAGACGGACGGCAAGUGUCAGACCAUCAAAUACCUCGAGUAUUUCACGACGCAGAGCAAGUCCAUCUACGUCAAGACCUGCUUCCCCAUCAUCUCCCACUACGCCCUGCUGAUGGCUGACAUCGUCAUCGGUGUCAUCUUGACUCUGGCUAUACUGGCGCUGCUGGGCAUGAUUCUGUCCUCCGUCAUGAUCCACCAGAUACGUUACUCCAACAGACCCACCGUCCUGCUGUCGGUCCCCGCCAUCUUCACCACAGUUUCUCCCAAAUACCAGGAGCUGCACAACCCUCCCAAAUACCAGGAGAUGCACAACCCUCCCCAAUAUCAGGAGAUGCACAACCCUCCCAAAUACCAGGAGCUGCACAACACUCCCGCUUGCUAGAGCAGCAACGCCGCGCCUGUCUUCUGUUAGCUUGACGUACAGGUUCAGGCAGUCGAGUUGUUUGUGUUGUUUCUGUUUUUUUUCUCUGUUGAAUUUGAGGCAGGUAUGCAGUUACAGGACUGCGUGUCCAAAGUGCCUUACGUCGCUGUGAGGAGUCCUGACUGUUGGCUCCAUCGAGAUAAAUGGAAACUGUCAGAAACACCGCUGGGUUUCAUUUUCUAACGCAAAGCAGCUUCGAAAAGAUCUGCAACAACAUUAUUAUUGGGUGGGGCUUGCAUUUUUUAUUUUUUUUGUCGUCAGAAUCUGCUGUUUUCAUACAACCAGAGAGGAAAGUGUUUUUUGUAAAGGUUUUUUUUCAUGUUUUUCUAAUCAUCACAAGAUAAUUUCACAUCGUUCACGAAGCAAAAUAGUUUGAACAGAUGAUUUUGUCAAAGUUAGAAAAACACUACAAAAGUAAAAACAUUCUGAAUUCUCUAAAUUCAGGUGUUUUUUUCUAAGGAGUUUGGCUCUAAAAAUCCUCUUCUGGAUACGCUCAGGCUGUAGAAACGUUUUUGUGAACAAGACUUGAUUAAGAAACCAUCUUAGACCAUUUUUUUCAUUCAGUAAUAAAAUCUGGGAACACCUUUUUAAAAGUCAGAUUGCAAAAUCAUUUAAAAUCACCAAAGUGUGAAGAGAAUUAGUCUUCUGGAAAAAAUGCACUGAGAAUAAUGUCUCUGCUGAAAUUUUUAGACUUUUGUCUCUAAAUUCAGUUUUGUUUUUCUGUAAAUUCUGGCCUUGAUCCACGUCUGCAUACGACCUGGUCAAGGUCAGGUUGGGGGCGCCCCGGGUGCGCUGCACGUACAAGGCUGAGUCCUUACCGCAGCGGCCCGGGUUCAAAUCCAGCCUGCGGCCAUUUGCUGCAUGUCAUCGCCUCUCUCUCUCCAGCGGUUCUAUCAAAUCAAACAUAAAAACAAUCUUUUAAAAAAAGACAAAACCCCCCAAAAGUUCUGAGAUUAAUCUCUCAAUUCUGUGAAAAGUCAAAAUCUUUAAGUCUUAAAUCUCAAACUUUGUUCGGUUUAGAAGCUUAUACGUUAGAGCCAAACUUCAUAGAAAAAAAUCUGAAUUUAAAGUUGUUUUUGUUUUGUGAAAAACGUUGAUUAAACACUGUUUUCUUGUGGUCAUGGAAAAAAAAAAAAAGACAAAUCUCUUCCAACGUCCUCUCUGGCCUUUCUUUUCAUUCCACACAAACUUCAGCGGAGCUUCAAAUGUAGUUUUUGUUUUGUCUUUCUUGCACACGAUGCAAAAAUAGCACAGAUGUCCAAGUUUUCAUUUGGUUCUGCAUACGCACAAAAAAAACAAAAAC